Messenger RNA from Culex pipiens pallens (northern house mosquito), 2330 nucleotides. RefSeq names its product armadillo repeat-containing protein 6 homolog. The transcript is spliced from 5 exons. The record is from RefSeq and is a predicted model, not a curated record. Gene Ontology annotation, biological process: hematopoietic progenitor cell differentiation. Lineage: Eukaryota; Metazoa; Arthropoda; Insecta; Diptera; Culicidae. Gene Ontology annotation, molecular function: protein binding. Bases 191 to 1597 code for a protein of 468 amino acids.
AUUGCAUCCCCAUCAUUGCCUGCAUGCAGGGAGGAGGAGAAAGUGCGUUUUUGCAUCACAAAGGCAAAAAUUGAGUGAAGAUUUGUAUUUUUCACUGUGUGCUCUACCCACUUUCGGAGUUGAAGUUGCUUUUUGUGUGUUGAAUUUCCCUAAAAAGGAAAAGUUGUUAGUUACAAGUAGCAGCAACACCAUGGCCAAGGUAAUCACUCAGGAGACCUUUGACGACGUGGUCAAGGAGAAUAUCAUUGAAUUUUCCAUGUCGGUGGAGGAAUCCCGAACGGAAACGGUCCAACAGUUCGAGGCCCAGGGCAUUAAUCUGGCCAACAUCAUCCAAGAUCUGAACGUAAACCCGGAAACGGGCGUUCCGCUGCUGAACGAAGCGGUCGAAUAUCUGCGGUCCACCGAGCUGACCUCUGCUGCGAACAAGGAGCAGAUUUGUGGCCAUCUGGCCAUCGUCGUGGAGGAGUGCAAGUUGUCGGUGCCUCACCGCGUGUUGGCGGCCAAGCUGGGCGCUUAUGAGCUAAUUGUGGGCACGCUCGAAAAGGAAACUGCCCUGGAUAAGGAGGUGCUGGCGAAGCUGGUGGCGGCCGCGAAUGCAAUCAUCAACAAGCAGCCGGACGUUUUCAGCAGCAAGUCGCUUGAGGUUGCGAUUAGAUUGUUGCAAUCUGAGUCCGGUGACGAUGCCGUCACGUGCGAUUUGCUACGAUGGCUCCAGAAGGCUUGCAUUCUGCACGAGAUGAACCGCCAGACGAUCAUGGACGAUGGCCGCGUGGUGAAACAGUUCAAGCGUCUUAUCGAGAACAAUGAUUCUGAGGUGGUGAAGCAGGCGUGCGCACUGUUCCGCUUUCUCAUCCUGGACGAUGACAUUCGGGUGGAGUUUGGCAAGGCCCACGAGCAUGCCCGAACGAUGGCUAACGAAAUGCUGCCGGACAUUACCAAGUUGCUGUUCAAGUUCAACUCGAACCAGGACCUCAUCAGCGACCUCUUUCUCACCAUCGCUUCCCUCACGGUCCGCAACGAGUUCUGCCAGGUGGUCGAGGAGGCCGGCGGUCUCAAGUUCAUCAUGGACGCCAUGGUCGAGUUCCCCGACUCGAUCAAACUGCUGCGCGAGGCCUGCAAACUGCUGAAAGCCCUCGCCGGAAACGACACCGUCAAGCUGCACAUCAUCCAGCAAGGAGCCGCCCCCCUGCUCGAGUCUUGCCUGAAUCGCUACAAGGACAACGAAACGUUCGCGCGGCACGCCCUAGCUUGCGUGACCGCACUGGCCUUGCGCGAAAAGAACAACGCCCAGGCCCUGUUCGAAACCGGAAUCGCCGAAACGAUCGUUCAGACGAUGAAGAUCCACGCGGCCAGCAAGGUCAUCCAGCGGAACGGGGCAUGGGCGAUUCGGAACAUGGUGUCGCGGUCCCGCGAGCAGUGCGACGCGUUCCUGACCCACGGCGCCGAGGAUGUGCUCAACGCGGCUCUGACCGAUCAUCCCUCGAUUGCGCACGACGUCAAGUCGGCGUUGCGUGACCUCGGCUGUAAGGUGCACUUGAAUGAAGAGUGGAAGGCGCACUCGGAUAUUCAGAUCCAGAACGAGGAGGUGGCAGCUUGAAGCGUGCAGUUGGUUUCGGGAGAGAAGACUUUAUUUUGCUUUCCAGCACGUUAACCGUACCACACAAAAAGAUGAUGACACUGCCGGAAGCAUACUACUUUUGCAUGCUAUUAAUAUUUAAUAAACAUGUGUCAAUUACAGGUGGGCAUAAAAAGAGCGAGCCGCUCAAAGAGCCGGUUCAUUAAAAAGAGCGAACGAACCAUGGCUCACAAAAAAAGAACCGCGGUUCUUUUUUAAACUACGGUCUUCUGAAAGAUGGAAUGAUUUUUAAACUUGUUAUAAAUAAUUAUUGAAUUUCGAACAAAUUGCAUCAUAAAAUUUGUUUUUGGCAUUGAAAAUGCAAUUUUAAAUUGAAAAAUAAUUGCUUAUAAACAUUAAUCCCAAAAAAGCAUUGCUGCCAAACAACACUUAACAGUUUAAAUCUCAUUUACUGUUUCCUACUUUUCUUUGAAAUUCCAAAAGUAUUACCAAUAAUCUACUGAAUAGCUGAGAGAUUAUGGAAAAUAUAAUUCUGUUGCCUGUUUAAACUUCAGCGUUUAUAGACUUCAUCGAUUGAAUCAGAAUUCAGAAAAGAGUUCGCAGAACAUUUUCUCCAAAUAAAAUGUCAGCAUAAGUUCAAUUUUAGCAAAAACAAACGCAAAUGAUUUAUAAAAGUCCAAUGUGAAAUAACUUUAAAAAUUACAUCAUCCUUAAAAAUAACCAUUUUAUCAAAAUUUUGAAAAAGAGCGAAAGA